Molecule: messenger RNA, 1964 nt
Organism: Purpureocillium takamizusanense
Lineage: Eukaryota; Fungi; Ascomycota; Sordariomycetes; Hypocreales; Ophiocordycipitaceae
Exons: 3
Coding region: 342-1529 (395 amino acids)
Molecular function (GO): flavin adenine dinucleotide binding; acyl-CoA dehydrogenase activity; heme binding
Source: RefSeq, a predicted model, not a curated record
CAAGAACUCGAGUUCCACUGCCGGCAGCGGCUCGAGCUUCCGUCUCGUCCAACGUACUCGGUCGGUGACGUCUCACAGACAGUUCCAUCCUCGGUCAGGCCGUUCCGACUUCAUCCCUUUAUUAACACCGCAACGACAACAGCGGCGGCAACAACAAGAACGACAAGUUCAACGCCCUAGUCGCCGCAACUUCUUCUUCUGCUGCUGCUGCUGCCGCUGCCGGUACAGCAACCCGCCAAACGCAGCUCGUUCGUCCCCCGACAUUUCGACCACACCCACCCACCUUUCGACACCCAGCGGCGCAACGUCGUCGUCGUCGUCGUCCAAACACGACAAACACCAUGGCCUCUUCCAAGGAGUUCACCCGUGAAGAGGUGCGCGAGCACACCUCCGACGACUCCCUCUGGUGCAUCAUCGACAGCACAGUCUACGACCUCACCGAGUUCGUCGACGCCCACCCCGGCGGCGAGUCCGUCCUCCGCCAGAUCGCCGGCCAGGACGCCACCUCCGUCUUCUACAACCUCCACCGCCACGAGGUCCUCGCAAAGUACCCCGACCUCGCCGUCGGCACCGUCCGCGGCGAGUCCCCCCAGGUCAUCACCCCGCAGCCCGGCGACCUGAGCAAGGUACCCUACGCCGAGCCGCUGUGGCUCGCCCAGCCCUUCCGCAGCCCCUUCUACAAUGACUCCCACCGCCGCCUGCGCCGCGCCAUGCGCGAGUUCGUCGACCGCCACCUCGCCCCCGAGGCCGCCGACUGCGAGGCCACCGGCCGCCACAUUGGCCAGGACAUGAUCGAACGCAUGAGCAAGCUCGGCAUCCUGCACAUGCGCCUCGGCCCCGGCAAGCACCUCCACGGCGUCGAGCUCAUGGGCGGCGGCGUCGUCGACGGCAAAGAGUUCGACUACUUCCACGACAUGAUUGUCGCGCAGGAGAUGGCCCGCACCAUGACCCGGGGCUUCCAGGACGGCAACAUGGCUGGCAUGACCAUCGGUCUCACCGCUGUCCUCAACUUUGCCCACGACGAGGCCUGGAAGAACAAGAUCGCCCAAGAGGUCUUCAGCGGCAAGAAGAAGCUGUGUCUCGCCAUCACCGAGGCCUUUGCCGGCUCCGACGUGGCCGGCCUACGCACCACCGCCGAGAAGACGCCCGAUGGCAAGCACUAUAUCGUCAACGGUACCAAAAAGUGGAUCACCAAUGGUACAUUUUGUGACUACUUCGUCACCGGCGUCCGAACUGGCAAGGCCCUCAGCGUCCUUCUCAUCCCCCGCGGUGAAGGUGUUGAGACCAAGGCCAUCAAGACGUCGUACUCGGCCGCGGCCGGCACCAGCUACGUCACUUUUGACAACGUCAAGGUUCCCGUCGAAAACCUGCUCGGUGAGGAGAACAAGGGCAUCCACGUCAUCCUCAGCAACUUCAACCAUGAGCGGUGGACAAUGACUUGUAGGUCGUGGCUUGUGCGAGAUAUCGAGAGCCUGUUGCUAACGAUCCCUUCAAGGCGCCACUGUGCGCUCCUGCAGGACCAUUGUUGAGGAAUGCCUCAAGUGGGCCAACCAGCGCCUCGUCUUUGGCAAGCGCCUCAUCGACCAACCCGUCAUCCGUCAAAAACUCGCCAAAAUGAUUGCCCUCGUCGAGGCAAACCAGGCCUGGCUGGAAACCAUCACCUACCAGAUGUGCCACAUGCCUUACAAGCAGCAGGCUCAGCAUCUUGCCGGCCCCAUUGGCCUGCUCAAGAUGAGCUGCACCCGCGCCGCCCACGAGGUCGCCGACGAGGCCGUCCAAAUCUGGGGUGGACGCGGCCUCACCCAGACCGGCAUGGGCAAGCAUAUUGAGAUGUUCAACCGCACUUACAAGUUCGACGCCAUCCUGGGCGGCGCUGAGGAGGUCCUCGGCGACCUUGGCGUGCGCCAAGCCAUGCGCAACUUUCCCAAGUCGAUGCUAUAAAAACACCUGACUUGGAGGAGGAG